Messenger RNA from Knipowitschia caucasica, 1635 nucleotides. NCBI's taxonomy places the organism in Eukaryota, Metazoa, Chordata, Actinopteri, Gobiiformes, Gobiidae. The record is from the annotation of a GenBank genome assembly.
AUGGAUCUGUUCAAAGAAAAUGUCCACUCUCAGCCACCCUGCAGCGCCGGAGUGGAGGACAUGCUUUUCUACACCAUCACUGGAGGGAAAGAGCAGGUUCCCAUUGCCCAGUUUAACUCAGCCCUGAAACAGACCGGCCUGCUCCCGUCAGACCCGCGCCUCAGGGACUGUAUGGAGAAGCUGCGUCAGGCGGUCAGGCAGGCAGUCGGGGACCUCAUGAUGGACAGAGACCUAUUUCACAGGUGCAUGGGCGGAAGCAUCGUCCUGCUGAUACAAGCCUUCAGGAGGAAAUUCAUUAUCCCGGAGUUUGACAUUUUUGCAAAGCAGAUAAACCACAUCUACUACAAAGUGGAGAAACAAUCUGAUGGAAAAGUGGCAGACUACAUUCCGCAGUUGGCAAAGUUCAACCCGGAGCUGUGGGGUGUUUCUCUGUGUACAGUGGACGGUCAGAGACACUCAGUGGGCGACACGAAGCAGCCGUUCUGUCUGCAGUCCUGUGUGAAGCCCCUGCAGUACGCCAUCGCGGUGCACGAGAAGGGCACUGACGCCGUGCAUCAAUAUGUGGGGAUGGAGCCCAGCGGGGUCAAGUUCAACAUGCUCUCGCUCGACGAUGAAGAUAAACCCCACAAUCCCAUGGUGAACGCCGGAGCUAUAGUAAUCAGCUCACUUAUCAAGCCCCACACGAACAAAGCGGAGAAGUUCGACUAUGUGAUGGAGUUUGUGAAGAGGCUGGCAGGACAAGAGUAUGUUGGGUUCAGUAAUGCAACGUUCCAGUCCGAAAAAGAAACGGGUGACAGAAAUUUUGCUAUUGGAUACUACAUGAAAGAGAAGAAGUGUUUUCCUCCUGGCGUCGAUAUGAUUGAUGCUCUCGACUUCUACUUUCAGCUCUGCUCCAUUGAGGUGAACUGCGAGUCGGGAAGCAUCAUGGCCGCCACUCUGGCCAACGGAGGGAUCUGCCCCAUCACCGGCGAGCGUGUGCUGAGUGCGGAGGCUGUGAGGGACACGCUGAGCCUCAUGUACUCCUGUGGGAUGUACGACUUCUCUGGAGAAAUGGCCUUCCAUGUGGGCCUUCCUGCCAAGUCUGGAGUGUCCGGGGCCAUUCUUUUGGUCAUUCCAAAUGUGAUGGGGGUCUUAUGUUGGUCUCCUCCGCUGGACCGGGUCGGGAACAGCGUCCGGGGGAUACACUUCUGUCAGGAACUUGUAUCCCAUUUUAACUUCCACAAUUACGACAAUCUACGGCACUUUGUGAAGAAGGAAGAUCCCCGCAGGACACAGGGAGACGACAGGAACAAAUCAGUGUUUAGCCUGAUGUUUGCUGCGUACAGCGGAGACGUGUCGGCCUUGAGACGGUUUGCAUUAUCCUCUAUGGACAUGGGCCAAAAAGACUAUGAUGCCAGAACAGCCCUCCACAUAGCUGCAGCUGAGGGUCACGUAGAUGUGGUCCGGUUUCUUACAGGCACCUGUAAAGUUGAUCCAUUUAUAAAAGACAGGUGGGGGAAUCAGCCGAUAGAUGACGCGAUGCAGUUUGGGCAUGUGGAUGUAGUGGCCGUGUUGAAGGACUACCAGCAGGUCUGCAGCGCGGACCCUGAAGCUGAAUCUCCACACAAAAUGAACGCCAUCGAAGACAUGGUGUGA